AUGCAUAUUCGAUCAUCCUGUGUGCAGGUGAAUGAGGAAGGCGUCCCGUUACCGAGCGACUCCCCCCUUUCUUCCCCAGGAAAAAACUCCAACACCCCUACCCGCCAGAGCAGAGACAAGGUCCAGGACAGUCCAGUCAACCCCCCAGACGCCAGAGACCGGGGUGUACAACACAGAUCAGGUAUCAACAAUCACCUGCCCAUGGGUACCAGGGACUUGUCCGAAAGCCUGGAUGCGUUGCUGGGCAAUAAGGACUCGGAAAUCGCUGACCUGACCGAUGAGGUGGCGGAUAUGCAGGAGGAGUUGGCCGAGAUGCGCCACAAGUAUGCCGAGCUAAAAAUAGAUUUGAAGACCGAGCAGGAUAUCUCGGAUCGGGAGAGGAAGCGUAUACAAGCCUUGGUGAUCAAAAAUCAGGAAACUCAGGCGGACUAUCAGGAUUUGAACACCCGAUUUGAAGACGCGCAGGUGAUCCUCUCGCGCAAAGAAAUGGAAAUCAAGGAAGCGCUUGAAGCCAAUGUUGAUCUGAAGAAUGACAUAGAGAAACUGGAAGAAGACGCAGAUGCGCAUGAGGAUUUUCUGAGGGAGCUGGACGAUCUAAAACGCGAUCUAGACGACAGAGACGAUCGCAUCGAGGACCUUGAACAAGACCUUCGCGAGGCGAAUGAAAAGCUUGACGAUGCUGCGAGACUGGCCAUAGAGAAGGCGGCACUGAUUGCCGAAAUUGCAGUGUUUACGGAACACAAACAGAACGCCGAAGAGGAAAAUGAGAAGUUGCAAACCAAAAUCGAGAACUUCGAGGAGACUGAGCAAGAACUUAAAAAAGAGGU
Sphaeroforma arctica JP610 is the source of this 827-nucleotide messenger RNA. RefSeq lists its product as hypothetical. Lineage: Eukaryota; Ichthyosporea; Ichthyophonida. The record is from RefSeq and is a predicted model, not a curated record. The transcript is spliced from 4 exons. The annotation marks the transcript as partial.